GUGGACCAGUUGACGCCACCGAUGAGAGGUACUGUUUUUACGGAAAGCAAAGUGGUGCAAUGAAAAGAAUGAAAAGCUAUUCAUAGUAAAGCAGAUGGGGUUUCUUGUUAGCGAUGGAUCUUUUUGCGCGCACGGUGGAUCUCGCUGACUCUCAUGUAAAGCGCAGGUGUAUUUUUGUUCACCAAGCUAAUCUGCUACAUGAACUGAAUCACGCAGGAAUAAAGCAUGCAGCCAAGCCCACGCAGUACGGGAUGAACACAGAAACUCUUUCAAGCAAAAACCAGCCACUCCGGAUCACUUUACCCGCCAUCCAAACAAAGCAGGUGCUACCAACCAGCCAGUGUAGGCAAGCCGGCUGGCCAGAUUACUCGGAAGAAAUGGAAACGAUACAGGUUUUGAAAGGUAGCGCGUACGUUCUAUGCCGAGCCAAGGGAAGCUUUCAAAAUGCUAAAUAUAUGAAAGGACUUGAUUCUAUCGACUCAGCUUGUUAGUCGUAGCGCCUGGUGCUGCGGGAGCACAGCCUGG
Molecule: messenger RNA, 525 nt
Organism: Umbelopsis ramanniana AG
Lineage: Eukaryota; Fungi; Mucoromycota; Umbelopsidomycetes; Umbelopsidales; Umbelopsidaceae
Exons: 2
Coding region: 114-491 (125 amino acids)
Source: RefSeq, a predicted model, not a curated record